Messenger RNA from Saccharomyces kudriavzevii IFO 1802, 909 nucleotides. It is a transcript of the gene SLC1, whose product is annotated as 1-acylglycerol-3-phosphate O-acyltransferase SLC1. NCBI's taxonomy places the organism in Eukaryota, Fungi, Ascomycota, Saccharomycetes, Saccharomycetales, Saccharomycetaceae. Gene Ontology annotation, biological process: phosphatidic acid biosynthetic process. The transcript has a single exon. Gene Ontology annotation, cellular component: membrane; endoplasmic reticulum. The coding region runs from base 1 to 909 and encodes 302 amino acids. Gene Ontology annotation, molecular function: 1-acylglycerol-3-phosphate O-acyltransferase activity. The record is from RefSeq and is a predicted model, not a curated record.
AUGAGUUUGUUAGCCAAGUUCUUGUACUACUUGAGGUCGGUAUUGGUCGUGCUGGCGCUUGCAGCCGGUGGUCUCUAUGGUGUAAUCGCAUCCAUCAUUUGCACUUUGAUUGGUAAGCAACAUUUGGCACAGUGGAUUACUGCGCGAUGCUUCUACCGUGUCAUGAAAUUGGUGCUUGGCCUCGACGUCCAAGUCGUUGGUGAGGAGAACUUGGUCAAGAAGCCAUAUAUUAUGGUUGCCAACCAUCAAUCCACCUUGGAUAUCUUCAUGUUGGGUAGGAUUUUCCCACCUGGUUGCACAGUCACUGCCAAGAAGUCGCUGAAAUAUGUCCCAUUUCUGGGCUGGUUCAUGGCUUUGAGUGGUACUUAUUUCUUGGACAGAUCUAAAAGGCAGGAAUCCAUCGAGACUUUGAACAAAGGUUUGGAGGACGUCAAGAAAAACAAGCGUGCUCUAUGGGUUUUCCCAGAAGGCACCAGAUCUUACACAAGCGAUUUGACGAUGUUGCCCUUUAAGAAAGGUGCCUUUCAUCUGGCACAACAGGGUAAGAUUCCCAUUGUCCCGGUGGUCGUUUCCAACACCAGUACUUUGGUGAGUCCCAAAUACGGAGUCUUCAAUAGAGGCCGCAUGAUUGUUAGAAUCUUGAAACCUAUCUCCACUGAAAAUUUGACCAAGGACAAGAUUGGUGAGUUCGCUGAAAAGGUUAGAGAGCAAAUGCUUGAUACCUUGCAGGAAAUUGGCUACUCUCCAGCAAUCAACGAUACCACCUUACCACCACAGGCUGUUGAGUACGCUGCUCGUCAGCAUGACCAAAAGAAGAACAAAAUCAAGAACGAGCCCUUGCAUUCUGUCAGCGCCAACGACGACGUCAGUGUCCAUCACGAAGGAUCCUCGGUGAAGAAGAUGCAUUAA